GGAAUUAAUAUUAUCCUCUUGCAACACAGGGAGCAACACUAGAUAGAGGCUCAGUCACACCUAGACCAGAAAGUCCUUUCUCCUGAUCCCUCCCCUCUCUUUUAAUUGAAGCAACAAGUUUAAGUAGGCAAUACAUAUUGACAGAAUUGUGUCCUUCAUACCUUCAGUGUUAAUGCAGUGUUGAUUGUUUGUAGACAGCAUCCUGAAAGAGGUGAGCAAGAUCUGGGUAGAUGGAGGAACAAAAUAGAAAUGAGAGAAAAAUCAACUGGAGUGACCCCAUAUGCAAGGAUGUUCUUGCAAAGAUCAGGUUGGGUCAGAGGGGAACUUACACUGAAUAUUCAAGUUAGGCACAUCAAGCCUCCAGUAAUAUGAUAAGAAGAUAAUGACAGGAAAAAAUGAGGUUGGUGAGGUAGAAGAAAAUAGUAUAUUGAAUUGAGAGAGGCAGGGAAAAAAAGAUAACAUUAGUAUCAAACAAUACUAAUCAGUAACAAAGGAACGGUGGAGUUGGCAAUGAUAACUUCACUGACAAGAUAGAACAAAUGAACCUACAGCAUGUCCACAGACUACAGGCUGAAGCUCAAUCACAGAGAAGAGUCAGAAGGGAAGAAAGGGAAGCUGGCACAAUUAUAGUUGUUUUUCCAUCCACAGGACUCUCUGCAGCCCCAGCCAAGCAAAGUGUGCUGUCUUGGAUCGCUGUGGUCAGCAUGCAAGAAGCCAGGUCACAAAUAGGGAAUUGCAGCUGAACAAGUUGCUGGCAAUUUAAAAUACCACCUUUUAUGCAGAUACUUUAAGGGAGUGUAGGGGCCAAACAACGAAAACAAAUUGAAAACCAUUCUUGGCACUGCCUUACUUAUUAUUUGAAGCACAUUUCUUCCAGUAAAUACCCGUGAGGCAGACACAGAGACACUGGGCUUGCAGUAAGUGCAGUCCUUGUCUCAGCCCUUUUUCCAGCCUAAAGCUUGCAGUAGUGCUCAGGAGCAGUGCUCAUGGACCAGAGCUCCUUGGGAUAGGUGCUAUACAAACUCUCCAAGUUGUGGGUAAAUCCUCAGAAGUAUCUUAUAUGACAUACAGGCUUAGGUCUCAUUUUAAAAAGUGAUACAGGCACUUAGCUGCUGUUUUCCCAUUAAUUAAUUCCCUUUUCCUUUUUGGCAGAUAACAGAAGGCUUUCCUGUUUGCUCAGUCUGAUUGCUGCCUUCCUUAAAUCAUUGGUUUUGCAGACAUUUUCCAUGAAGCAUUCUUUCAAGAUGUCCACUGUUCAUGAAAUUUUAAGCAAGCUCAGCCUUGAAGGAGAUCAUUCUCUCCCUCCAAGUGCCUAUGCCACAGUGAAGGCCUACUCAAACUUCGACGCUGACCGGGACGCUGCCGCCCUCGAAACGGCCAUCAAGACCAAAGGUGUGGAUGAGGUCACCAUCAUCAACAUCCUGACAAACCGCAGCAAUGAACAGAGGCAGGACAUUGCUUUUGCCUAUCAGAGGAGAACCAAAAAGGAACUUUCUGCAGCACUCAAGUCUGCUCUCUCAGGUCAUUUGGAGGCAGUGAUCUUGGGCUUGCUGAAGACACCAGCACAGUAUGAUGCCUCUGAAUUGAAAGCUGCCAUGAAGGGGCUGGGAACUGAUGAAGACACACUCAUUGAAAUCAUCUGCUCCCGAACAAACCAGGAGCUCAGUGAAAUCAACAGAGUCUACAGGGAAAUGUACAAGACAGAACUGGAAAAGGACAUUAUAUCAGACACAUCUGGUGACUUCCGCAAGCUGAUGGUUGCCCUGGCCAAGGGCAAAAGGUGUGAAGAUACUUCUGUGAUUGAUUAUGAGCUGAUUGACCAAGAUGCCAGGGACCUCUAUGAUGCUGGUGUGAAGAGAAAGGGAACUGAUGUCCCGAAGUGGAUCAACAUUAUGACUGAAAGAAGUGUUCCCCACCUGCAGAAAGUGUUUGACAGGUACAAGAGCUACAGCCCAUAUGAUAUGUUGGAGAGUAUCAAGAAGGAGGUUAAGGGAGAUCUGGAGAAUGCCUUCCUUAAUCUUGUCCAGUGCAUUCAGAACAAGCAGCUGUAUUUUGCAGACAGACUGUAUGAUUCCAUGAAGGGCAAGGGAACCCGGGACAAGGUCCUGAUCAGGAUUAUGGUAUCCCGCUGCGAGGUUGACAUGCUGAAAAUCAAGAGUGAAUUCAAGAGGAAAUAUGGCAAAUCCCUCUAUUAUUUCAUCCAGCAAGACACAAAAGGGGAUUACCAGAGGGCACUGCUGAACCUGUGUGGUGGAGAGGACUGAAAACUGUGAUGGAAGAAACCCAAGUCCAAAGAAAUGCCUUUUUUGCUCUUCAUUUUACUGUAAUCCUAGAAAACCUGAAUUUCUUAGCUACCCUUGACUUGCACUUUCCUGCCAGAGCCCUGCUGCAGUUUGCUCCCCUGCGCUGUGCAUGCCCCUCUUGGCAGCUGUGCUUGGUUCUGCCAAAGGUCCUAACAGUGUAUAGCCAGAGACACUAACCCUCCAGGGAGAAAUGGGCUCACAGGUGCUUGUGAAAAGCUCUGCCUCUCUGUGCAAUGUUUCUAAUAAAACAAAUAAAAAUGAUGUUUUACUUAAA
Messenger RNA from Taeniopygia guttata (zebra finch), 2577 nucleotides. The record is from RefSeq and is a predicted model, not a curated record. NCBI's taxonomy places the organism in Eukaryota, Metazoa, Chordata, Aves, Passeriformes, Estrildidae.